Atta colombica is the source of this 797-nucleotide messenger RNA. RefSeq names its product mediator of RNA polymerase II transcription subunit 31 (gene MED31). The coding region runs from base 327 to 797 and encodes 156 amino acids. NCBI's taxonomy places the organism in Eukaryota, Metazoa, Arthropoda, Insecta, Hymenoptera, Formicidae. Gene Ontology annotation, biological process: regulation of transcription by RNA polymerase II. Gene Ontology annotation, cellular component: core mediator complex; mediator complex. The transcript has 4 exons. Gene Ontology annotation, molecular function: transcription coregulator activity. The record is from RefSeq and is a predicted model, not a curated record.
AUCCAUGUCUGUGUAACAAAUUUCCUAACCUCAAUAAUCAUUAACGCUUAAUAUCUUGAUUCGAGAGGCCAACGUUUGCCACGUUUUUCUACCCGAUUCUUUCGUUUUGAAUGAAAACGUCGAAUGAGUCUAAUGUCAAAAUCGGAGAUGAGUACAGGCAAUCAAUUUUAGAACAUAACCAUCAUGUCACCUAAUCAAAUUUAUUCUGAGAUAGAUCAGUAUAAAUAAGGACGUAUCAAAUAUUUAAUUCGCACCAAUUUAAUACGCGUACUUAACCGUUUUAACGGUGUAAAAGGAGUCAAAUAUUCAACAAAAGUUGAUGUACUAUGAACCGACUGGAUGAUCCGCCAGGACUCAUGAAAGGCAGAAAACCAUCUUUCAUUGGAAUGAACGGGGCUCCAGAGACAGAUGAUCAACAGCGAGUACGAUUUCAGGUUGAAUUAGAGUUUGUACAAUGUCUUGCCAACCCAAAUUAUUUAAAUUUUUUGGCACAACGUGGUUAUUUCAAAGACAUGACAUUUAUUAAUUAUCUCAAAUAUCUAUUAUAUUGGAAAGAACCAGAAUAUGCAAAGUAUUUAAAGUAUCCUAUGUGCUUGUAUUUCCUGGAUUUAUUACAGUAUGAACACUUUAGAAGAGAAGUUGUGAAUUCUCAAUGUACAAAAUUUAUUGACGAUCAGCAGAUUCUGCUAUGGCAGCAUUACACUAGACGUCGAACAAGACUUCUACAAACAGCUGCUGAGCAAACGCAACAUACUAAUUCUCAAAACAAUGGUAUCGUUCAACCUAAGGUUCCCUAA